AUGAAAAAAAGUCUCUUCGUGGUCAUAGAGGGAAUAGACAGAAGCGGAAAAUCUUCUCUGGCGCGCACAUUAAAGAACACGCUGACUGAAAAAGGGUAUAGAGUGCAUCUGAUAAGCUUUCCCAACAGAGAGAACCAAACAGGAAAAUUGAUAUCAAGCGUUCUCAGUGGAGAGAAAGUGCUCGAAAAAGAGGCAAUGCAUCUUCUUUUUUCAGCCAACCGCUGGGAAGACAAGAGCAUAAUUGAGACACUGCUCAGCAGAAACGAGAAUGCUGGCUGCAAUGCCACUCCAUCUGUUAUUCUAUGCGAUAGAUACAUUCUAUCGGGCGUGUCAUACUCCAUGGCCAACGGCCUGUCAGAGAAGUUUUCAUUUGCUUCUGAUAAAGGCAUGAUCGAGCCUGAUCUUACUUUGUUUCUAAAUGUGUCUCCUGAGACAGCAGAGAAAAGAGCGGGAUUUGGAGUAGAGCUGUAUGAAAGAAGAGAGCUCCAAGAGAAGGUCUAUGUGGCAAUGAAGAAGCUCCUCGAGAAGUAUGAGCACAAGCUCAUUCCAUCAAAGUCACAAGAAGAGAUGCAUGCCAUAUCACUGGACUACAUCUUAGAUCUGCUGAAAUAG
Messenger RNA from Nematocida minor, 612 nucleotides. Its product is annotated as dTMP kinase. Lineage: Eukaryota; Fungi; Microsporidia. The transcript has a single exon. Gene Ontology annotation, biological process: dTDP biosynthetic process; dUDP biosynthetic process; dTTP biosynthetic process. The record is from RefSeq and is a predicted model, not a curated record. Gene Ontology annotation, cellular component: cytoplasm; nucleus; mitochondrion. Bases 1 to 612 code for a protein of 203 amino acids. Gene Ontology annotation, molecular function: ATP binding; dTMP kinase activity.